GAGCAGUGCUGUGAGGAGCCCCACACAGCACACUCGUUCGUGUCUGACCCGGAGCCUUUCUGAAGUGUUAUUCCUGCAGCUGACCUCGAGGCCAGACCACAGGACUUGCUGACCCGUGGCCUUCCCGAGGCUUCUCUCCUGCAGGUGCCCUCGAGGGCCGACCGUGGGCCUUGGUGCCCCGGAGGCAUCUCCCAUCCCUGCCGCCAGUGCCCUCGAGGCCAGACCACCAUCCUUGACAGGACUCUCCUGCCCUUGUGGCAGGAGCCCUCCAGAGCAGAGUGCAGGACGUGCUGUCCUGUAGCCCUCCUGAAGCUUCGCUCUUGAAGGUGCCUUCCAGGCACGACUGCAGGACUUGCUGACUCGGAGCUUUUCCGAGGCAUCUCUCCUGCAAGCAGCCACAAAUCCAGUCAGAGACAUGGAGCAGAGACCCCUGAGCGUGCCCAAGCUGGCCUGGGUGGAGGAAGAGGAAGAAGGCCCUGGAGCUGCCCCAGCACAGCAGAAGGAAGAGGUGGUGGCGUUCAAGCCACUGCAGGAGGAUGCAGCCGUGGAGCGCACACAAGAGCAGCAAUCCAGCCGUGGCCUCUUCCACAGAACAGCGCAGCUGGUUUGCAAAUUAAUCAAGAGAAUUCGGGAGGAAGAGACCAGCACCGUGGGCACUGGGCUCAGAGCAUACUCGCACAUCUUUAAAACCAAGACCAGUGCUGCCCUGCUGGAUAUGCUGGUAGAGGAGGGCUUUUGCAAUCCAAAGCAAGUAAGCAGCCCAUGGCCAGGGUUUGAUCCUGCCAGGAAUUGCUCAGCCUCCCAAGCAACACCCACUGGUCACUGGAAGCCUUUGAGGCCAUGGCAGUGUGGUGGGAAGGGAAGCACUUCUCUGGGGAAGCUGGGGACAUUCCUCCCUCUGGCAGCUGUCCAAGUGUCCCCGUGCCUUCUCCAAGUGCCCGCCGUGGUCAGGUACAUCCACCAGUGGCUCACGGCCAAUCAGUUUGCUGAGCACAGGCUGAACAGGACCCUGCUGGAUCUCACCAAAGCACAGCCCGCUGACGUACUGGUGACGCUCCUGCGUGUGGCCCGAUCCUGUGACAGCCGCCUCUCCAGCAGCUCUCCAUCCUCCUUCCCCCACUGCAUCUCCCUGCCUCAGGCGCUGGGAUGA
This is a messenger RNA of Passer domesticus (house sparrow), 1150 nucleotides long. RefSeq lists its product as uncharacterized. The coding region runs from base 416 to 1150 and encodes 244 amino acids. Lineage: Eukaryota; Metazoa; Chordata; Aves; Passeriformes; Passeridae. The transcript is spliced from 4 exons. The record is from RefSeq and is a predicted model, not a curated record.